This is a messenger RNA of Syngnathus acus (greater pipefish), 1098 nucleotides long. Its product is annotated as gibberellin-regulated protein 14-like. NCBI's taxonomy places the organism in Eukaryota, Metazoa, Chordata, Actinopteri, Syngnathiformes, Syngnathidae. The transcript has 5 exons. The record is from RefSeq and is a predicted model, not a curated record. Bases 1 to 1098 code for a protein of 365 amino acids. Gene Ontology annotation, molecular function: carbohydrate binding.
AUGCCCUACAUCUGCAAGCGUCCUGCCAGUCCCACCAUCACUACAGCCAAGCCUGUCACUUGUCCUGCUCCUGCUCUCUGCCCCACCACCACGACAGCCAAGCCUGCCACCUGUCCUACUCCUGCUCCCUGCCCCAUCUGUCCCGCUACCACCAAGCCUGCCACCUGUCCUGCUCCUGCUCCCACUACAGCCAAGCCUGCCACCUGUCCUACUGUCACCUGUCCUACUCCUGCUCCCACUACAGCCAAGCCUGCCACCUGUCCUACUCCUGCUCCCUGCCCCACCACCACUCCCGCCCAGCCUGUCACCUGUCCUACUCCUGCUCCCUGCCCCACCACCACUCCAGCCAAGCCUGUCACCUGUCCUACUCCUGCUCCCACUACAGCCAAGCCUGCUACCUGUCCUACUCCUGCUCCCUGCCCCACUACGGCCAAGCCUGCCACCUGUCCUAUUCCUGCUCCCUGCCCCACCACCACUCCAGCCAAGCCUGUCACCUGUCCUACUCCUGCUCCCACUACGGUCAAGCCUGCCACCUGUCCCACUCCUGCUCCCUGCCCCACGACGACGGCCAAGCCUGCCACCAGUCCUGCCGGCCCUCCUCCGACCGAUGGGGAGCUCGAGAUGUGCGCAAUCUCCACCAAUGACAAGGCGUGUUCAUCCCACAACGUGACAUGCUCGUGCCUGCUCGCCAUGAUUGCCAACCCGAUGGGCGGAUUCCAAGGCGUGCUCGACGGUCUCAGUGUGGCCCGGAGCAUUGUCAUCAGAGGACAAUCCAAUGCCAAAGCAAAGAAGCUGGUGGUCAACCUGGACGCGCGCGACGCCAACAGCAAGAACGUUACCGCAGCGCUGCACCUGAAUAUGGACUUGGUGAGUCAAACCUUCACCCUCAACUCUAGAGUGGACCGCAAGUGGGGUGACAGCAGACCGGGGACCUUCCCCGACGGACGCCCCUUCGGAAGCCGGUCUCCCCUUCAAGAUUGUCAUCAAGUGCGGCGGGAUGGCAAUUUCCACCUGGACUUCAACGACGAGCUCCAGCAGGACUUCGCAGGUCCUCAACUGAUAUCGGGAGCAUCAACUGGUUGGAGGUGUGGCAAGUGA